AUGACCAUCGAUCCACGCGGAGACAAUGAAGAGGAAACGUACCGGGAAUUGAGGAAAACCCUAAACUUUGCGGCUCGUUUGGCGUCGCGCUUGGAACCCCGAGUGGAUACCUAUCAACAAAUGAACCUCGAGAUGAAAAUGGUGCAAAAAGCGAUGAAAAAAGCAAAGAUUAGUGCCCAGAUCAUGAAGACGAUCGACGCGAUGUUGAAUGGGAAAUUGGUGCAUCGGAUUCAUUUCAUGGGCUCUCUUCCAUUUGAUUCACACAAAAUCGUCUUCGCUCAUUUACUGGGAAUCGCUCUAGAAUUGAAGGAUUUCUAUGCUUGUACACUAAAUGUUCCCCUCUCAUUUCUCACAAAAGUCGAGCAACACUGGUUGGCGAAGAAAACCGAUGUGAAAGUCACUCGUUUCAACGAAACCUUUUUCCAACACGCAAAUCUCGGCGUUGAGCUCAUUUUCGCGGCCGAUUUGGAGCGUUUCGAGUACUUGGACUACAUUUUGUGGAAAAAUCGGAAUACGAAAAUGAGCGACAUAAUCUUGAUCACAAACGAUUUCUCGAAUUCGUUGACGGCUUUCGAUGAAGCGGAUUUGCCCGGAUUGACGAGUUUUGUAUCGAAUUCGACUUUGGCCCCAAUGCCGCAUUAUCAACCCUUUGAGGAAUACCGCCUAUCCCGUCUCAAUUGGGACCAUCAACCGGUGAACGCUUUCUCGAAGUUGGCCAUCAUGCAUUGCAAUGUCUCCACAUUUCCCGAAAUCGCAUGGGAGGAGAAAGCGUUGAAAGCAACAGAGGACACAUUGCUACAUGAGGCCAGAGCUGAUGCACUUUGGAAAGUUCAUCGCUUACAAAACAGUAACCGAUUGGAGGAAAAAAGCGAAGAAGAAAUCAAUGAAUUGAUCGGUGCUUUACCGCUGAAUUUAGGCAAUAAUGCUAGAUUUUUC
Molecule: messenger RNA, 936 nt
Organism: Mesorhabditis belari
Lineage: Eukaryota; Metazoa; Nematoda; Chromadorea; Rhabditida; Rhabditidae
Source: the annotation of a GenBank genome assembly